This is a messenger RNA of Trichoderma asperellum CBS 433.97, 1762 nucleotides long. RefSeq lists its product as uncharacterized. Gene Ontology annotation, molecular function: magnesium ion binding; phosphoglucomutase activity. Gene Ontology annotation, biological process: carbohydrate metabolic process. The record is from RefSeq and is a predicted model, not a curated record. Lineage: Eukaryota; Fungi; Ascomycota; Sordariomycetes; Hypocreales; Hypocreaceae. Gene Ontology annotation, cellular component: cytosol.
GAUAAAUACCUACAGCUCUGCUUCCUUCUCCCUCUCCCUCUCUCUUGAUAUUCCUAAUCCUCAACCCACACGCUGAUCCCACCGAGUUUGAGCUGCUGCCAUGGACGUCAAGACUGUCGAGUUUACUCCCUUCCAGGACCAGAAGCCCGGAACUUCUGGUCUCCGAAAGAAGGUCGUCGUUUUCCAGAAGCCGCACUACAGCGAGUCGUUCGUUGCCAGCAUUCUCCUGUCCAUUCCCGAGGGCGCUGAGGGCGCUUCCCUCGUCAUUGGUGGCGAUGGCCGGUUCUGGAACCCCGAGGUCAUCCAGCUGAUUGCCAAGAUCGGUGCUGCCUAUGGUGUCAAGAAGCUUGUGAUCGGCCAGAAUGGAAUUCUUUCCACGCCCGCAGCCAGCCAUGUCAUCCGCAUCCGCAAGGCUACUGGAGGCAUUCUGCUCACUGCCAGCCACAACCCCGGUGGCCCCAAGAACGAUUUCGGUAUCAAGUACAACCUGGCCAACGGUGGCCCUGCUCCCGAAUCCGUCACCAACAAAAUCUUCGAGACCUCCAAGACCUUGACAUCAUACAAGCUCGCCUCGAUCCCCGACAUUGACAUCUCCACCGUUGGCACCAAGACCUAUGGCUCGCUGGAAGUUGAGAUCAUUGACAGCACUGCUGACUACGUCGCUAUGCUCAAGGACAUCUUUGACUUUGACACCAUCAAGAAGUUCUUCUCCUCUCACCCCGACUUCAAGGUCCUCUUUGACGGUCUCCACGGCGUCACUGGGCCCUACGGAACCGCCAUCUUCGAGAAGGAGCUUGGACUGAUUGGCGCCACUCAGAACUGCGUGCCCAGCCCCGACUUCAACGGCGGACACCCCGACCCCAACCUCACCUACGCCCACUCUCUGGUGGAGGUUGUUGACAAGAACGAAAUUCCCUUUGGUGCUGCCUCUGAUGGUGAUGGCGACCGAAACAUGAUUUACGGCGCCAACGCCUUUGUCUCCCCCGGAGACUCUCUCGCCAUUAUUGCCCACCACGCCAAGCUCAUCCCCUACUUCCAGAAGAACGGCGUCAACGGCCUUGCUCGAUCCAUGCCCACGAGCGGUGCCGUCGACCUGGUUGCCAAGGCACAGGGCCUCACCAGCUACGAGGUCCCCACAGGCUGGAAGUUCUUCUGCGCGCUCUUUGACGCCCAGAAGCUGUCCAUCUGCGGCGAGGAGAGUUUCGGCACUGGCAGCGACCACAUCCGUGAGAAGGACGGUCUGUGGGCCAUUGUCGCCUGGUUGAACAUCAUUGCUGCCCUUGGUGUCCAGAACCCUGGUGUCACCCCUUCAAUCAAGCAGAUCCAAAAGGACUUUUGGACUCAGUAUGGACGAACAUUCUUCACCAGAUACGACUACGAGGAUGUCGACUCUGAGGGCGCCAACAAGGUUGUUGGCGAGCUGGAGGCUUUGGUUGCUGACCCCAACUUUGUGGGCAGCAAGAUUGGCGAGCGCACCGUCACCAAGGCCGGCAACUUUUCAUACACUGACCUCGAUGGCUCAGUCUCUUCUAACCAGGGUCUCUAUGCUGGCUUCUCUUCUGGCAGCCGCAUUGUCGUCCGUCUCUCUGGUACUGGCUCCUCUGGCGCCACUAUCCGUCUGUACAUUGAGCAGCACACCAGCGACCCAUCCAAGUAUGAUCUUGACGCCCAAGAUUUCCUCAAGGAUGAAGUCAAGUUUGCUACAGAGCUGCUCAAGUUCAAGGAGCAUAUUGGCCGUGAUGAGCCCGAUGUCAAGACCUAA